GGUUUGUAAGAAUGCUUCCGGUUUAAACACCACACGUGAUUAUCCGCCAUGACAGUUGUCCUUGAAGGAAGUGCAUGGGCUCAUUGGUGCAAUGUCUGUGUCUAAGACGACUGGUGGGAAAUCUUUGGAUAUUUUGAAGAAUCUUCCUCGGGUUUCGUUAGCAAAUUUGCGUCCAAACCCUGGUGCUAAAAAAGAAGAAAGGAGACGGGGUAGAGGUGCCCAUGGCGGCGACAAGAGUGGCCGAGGUCACACGGGAGAGCGACAGCGGGGCAAUCGCCCGCGGCUGGGCUUCGAGGGAGGACAGACCCCUUUCUACCUGGCCAUUCCUAAAUACACUUACAACGAAGGGCACAGCCAGCGUCCCCAGUACCCCCCACUGACUCUGAGCCGACUGCAGUAUCUCAUUGAUCUGGGUCGAGUGGACACCACCCAGCCCAUUGAUCUGACCCAGUUGGUCAACUGCAGAGGAGUCACCAUCCAGCCACUGAAGAGACACUAUGGCAUCAAUCUUGUGGAGGAGGGGACUGAACAGUUCUGUGCUAAAGUGAAUAUUGAGGUCCAGAUCGCAUCUGAAGGAGCUAUAGCUGCCAUAGAGAGGAACGGUGGUGUCAUCACAACAGGCUACUACGACCCUAGAAGCCUAUCGGUCCUGGUAAAGCCUGUGCCAUUCUUCACGACCGGCCAACCCAUCCCUAGACGCAUGCUUCCCGGGGAGGAGCAGGUGAAGUACUACAUGGACCCCAGUAACCGUGGUUACCUGGCUGACCCCGAGCAGAUCCAGGAGGCUCGUUUGGCGCUGGCGCAGAAAUACGGUUACGUUCUUCCGGACCUUUCCAAAGAUGAACUGUGUGACAUGCUGGCCAUGAGGAAAGGGCCGCGGCAGAUUUUCUUUGGGUUGUCACCGGGGUGGGUUGUCAACAUGGCAGAGAAAAAAAUCCUUAAACCAAAAGAUGAGAAGUUGCUACAGUAUUACAAUGCUCAGUAGCACCACUCGACUCAGUCUUGCGGUCUGAUUAUGUAAAUAUGUGUUGUUGUUGAUAAUAUCAGAACCUGGCUACAUCA
Messenger RNA from Clupea harengus (Atlantic herring), 1062 nucleotides. RefSeq names its product mitochondrial ribosomal protein L15 (gene mrpl15). Gene Ontology annotation, biological process: translation. Gene Ontology annotation, molecular function: structural constituent of ribosome. NCBI's taxonomy places the organism in Eukaryota, Metazoa, Chordata, Actinopteri, Clupeiformes, Clupeidae. Gene Ontology annotation, cellular component: mitochondrial large ribosomal subunit. The record is from RefSeq and is a predicted model, not a curated record.